AAAAAAAAAAAGCACCUUUGCCACCACACUCGUGCGUUCCACGCGCUUCAACACUCGCGCACAUCCUCCUCCUCUCCUCCGAUCAUCAUCGGUUUCCUUCUCCGAUCGCCGUGGGAACGAUUCGUCCAACUCUUACAGGCUUCCCAAGUCUCUCUGUCUUAGGGUUUUUGGGUGAAAUUGAUUCCUUUUGUCCUCUCGUUCCAAAGCGGAAUGGUUGAUAGUAGUAACAAGAGAAGGAAGAGAACCAUUAGCGAAGGCGACAUCGCCACGCUUUUGCAGAGAUAUGAUGCGGAGACGAUACUGAGACUGUUACAAGAGAUGGCCUUUUAUUCCGAUGUCAAGAAGAUGGACUGGAAUGAGCUCGUGAAGAAGACCACCACUGGGAUUACCAAUGCUAGGGAGUUUCAGAUGCUGUGGAGACACCUUUCAUAUCGUGAUCCUCUUCUUCCCCUGGUGGAAGAUGAUGCUCAGCCUCUGGACGAUGAUAGUGACGUGGAGUGCGAGUUGGAAGCUUCUCCAGCAGUCAGCGUUGAAGCAUCAGUGGAGGCUGUUGCACAUGUCAAAGUGAUUGCUGCUUCGUAUGUGCCAAGGGAGUCCGAUAUCCUCCACGAAUCAACAUCUGAGGCUCCCUUGACAAUAAACAUACCUUAUGCUCUCCCUGAGGGAACUCGGGAGUCUCCUUGGUCGUCAAGAGGGAUGAAUAUCACCUUUCCUGUUUGUCUUCAGAAAGCUACAUCUACCGAGGGGAUUAAUGGAAAUGUUUCAGCUAGUACUAGCAUGGCUUCACAACGGAAGACGAGGCAGAAAUGGUCUGCCGAGGAGGAUGCCGACCUGAUUGCCGCUGUGAAGCGGUUUGGUGAAGGCAACUGGGCUCAUAUUGCUAGAGGAGAGUUUAGAGGAAGGAGAACCGCCUCCCAACUCUCUCAGAGGUGGCCGCAUCUAAGAAGAAGGUAUGAUACUUCGACCUCUGCUAGCCAAUCGCAGAUAGCUGUUAACCAUGCGUUAUCUUUGGCUCUGGGAAAUCGACCCCCUUCAAAAAAAGUUGCAGUAGGAACUCAAGGCAGUGGAGGCCGUCCUUCUCAAGGCCAACAACAGUCCAAACCAGUUGCUGUUCAAACAUUGUCUCGGGCAGCAACAACAGUUUCAGCUUCAAAAUCUCGAGUUGUUAAUAAAACAACGGCAAGGUCCACUUCCAGAUCGGAUUUAAUGGUAACAGCUAAUUCAGCUGCUGCUGCAGCAUGCAUUGGUGGCGUAAUGGCUGCUGCAUCAGUACCAAAGGUCGAAUCUGUAAAAAAUGCUCCUACAGCCAGUAUGCCUCGUCCCCCAGGUAGCCUCGUUGAGCCAGGAAAGACUGUUUCCCCUUUUAGUAUUACUAAAGCUGUUGGACCUGCGAAUACACCGCCUCUAGCUAAUGGAAACUUGAAAUCUGUGACGCCUUCACCAUCUUCUAUCAAAUCUCCUCUCAUGGGUUCUCCUUCAGAAGGAUCUACUGCAUCGAAGAUCGUCUCCAAUCAAGGAGUUUUUUCAGCCUCGGUCCCAGCAACUGUAUUACCUCCAAAGCCAACCGCAGAGACUGUCAUUUGCAAACCAGAUGGUGGACACAAAGAGCAAGCUAGAGGAGAUGGAGCAAGCUCAGUGGUUGCCAUCCAGUCAAAUAAGAUGACCUCAACAAACUCGGAGAUUAGCAGGGGAAAGCAGGCUGCUACACACGCUCAGACUGCAGUUCUCGGUGCUGCUAAUCAAAGUUUGGUGGAUAAAACUGCAGUGCCAUCCAUCAGUGGAGCUGGUUCUGAAUCUAAAUCAAAAUGUGAAGUAAACAACAAGGUCGGUUCGGUAGUCACAGUGAGUAAAGCAUGCGGAAAGCCCCCAGAGGUUGCAACUGUGAGAGGAACAGGACAGGAUGUUUAGUUCUUUGACAGAAACAUCUUAUGCUUUUAUUUUGAAUUUUUAGUUUUUAUUAGGAGACUUUUAAGAAAGAUUUUAUGUAAAGUAGGCCUUCCCCAGUACAUGGUACUAAUUAAUAAUACAAAUCUCAUACA
Messenger RNA from Brassica oleracea var. oleracea, 2039 nucleotides. RefSeq lists its product as uncharacterized. The coding region runs from base 211 to 1908 and encodes 565 amino acids. NCBI's taxonomy places the organism in Eukaryota, Viridiplantae, Streptophyta, Magnoliopsida, Brassicales, Brassicaceae. The transcript is spliced from 6 exons. The record is from RefSeq and is a predicted model, not a curated record.